Molecule: messenger RNA, 2146 nt
Organism: Branchiostoma belcheri (Belcher's lancelet)
Lineage: Eukaryota; Metazoa; Chordata; Leptocardii; Amphioxiformes; Branchiostomatidae
Exons: 2
Coding region: 8-1411 (467 amino acids)
Source: RefSeq, a predicted model, not a curated record
AUCCGCCAUGCCCUUUGGACCUAAAUGGAGGCUCGGGGGGAACGAGGCGAAGGCCCGGAAGAUUUUGGAGCGUGGGCGGAGCAAGUUCUGGCUGCCGUGCCAGCUGGACCGCGACGUCGCCGGGCUGGAAAUCACCGAGGACGGCUGGGAAGAGACGCUGGAGACGCGCUACAGCCUCGUGGAUUCCCUCAGCCACGUCACGCAACUAGAGUUUGCUCAGGAGAUCUGCAGACGACAGGUCUUCACUGGCAAUGUUGUCAAGGACGACCACGAGACCGUCAUGAUUGACGCCGAUCACCCCUUACGUCAUACCCCUCUGGCGUGGUUCUGUCUUGAAAAUGGCGCUGAAGAUGAAGAUAGUGGUCUUGCUGGGAAUGUGAAGUUCUCUACACCGAUCGGUGUGGAGUCUGACAUCGCCAGGCAGGGCGCGAGACCUACCCACAACUUCUACCUGGUGGAAAUGGCUGACCUGGCUUCGUCCUGUGCCUGUCGGAUUCUCGUAACCAAGAACAGUUACCCGAGUCUGCAGCCCUAUGACCCGUUCAAGAGAGGGGGUCCCUGGUACUGGGACAGGAGAGGCUACCGCAACGACCACGGCGAAUGGGAACGCGACAGGCACUACGUCCUGAAGCAGUUCCGGCGGUUCUACGGCCAGACGGGGUACAACUCGACCAGCUGCCGGGUGGAGUUUGUCCGGGAGGCCUCCCCUGAUCAGCUUGAGCAUUGGCCGGCGGUCCAUAACUACGCCAUUUCCUUCGUCAGCCAGGUGCAAGGGGAGAAAGAACGCAGCCCAAGGGUAGUUGACGUACACCGCAUACCAGACAUGACAAAGGAAGAGGCUUUCUUCGCGUUCUUGGUGUGGGUGAUGAGUCCCCUCGGGUACAUCAACGCGGUUGUUCGUGCGCCUGAGACACGCCAGACAGACGACGGUUUGGGGGCAACCAAGCGUCAGUUGACCGGUUACCAAGGGCAACAGCUGUCAGAAAUGGAGCACAAGGCUCUCGAGGCGUUUAACUACGUUUGUGCCACGAAGGUCAACUGGAUGUGUUCGCCAGAGGGGUUUCUCCCAUUGGAACCCUCCCUUCACAUCAUGGAUCAAGCUCUGACCGAUGACCUUGCCAAGAAGAUCGCUUCCAACAUCUUGUCCGCCGCAGAUUGUUCCCAGUCCGCCGUCUUCCUGCAAAACCUAGUCAUUCUCCACAAGCUCCUCUCCGACGAGUCGUCGUCUGCCAUGGUCAAGAGGAUUCUGGGAUACUCAAACGAUCGCGAAGGACACAUGAGUGCGAUGCGUGGGGAGAUGAGUCGGCUCGUGGAGGGAGGGUUGCACGAGAAGAUACCGAGCGUCGCGAAAGAUGUGACGGCGUUGUUCGGCCAGCUGUUUGUGGGGUACAUGGAGGAGAUGGCGAAGUAGCGGAGAAAUGUUGAAGAUAUAGCAAUAUGCAUGUGUUCUUCGGGACACUCCACGAAGUAAAACUGCCUGGAUUUGCCCUCACAACCUGAUCACGACUCACGAAAAGCCGACCUUGCUCUAACACCUCUAAUUUUCGCCCCGACGCCGGCCCCACACUUAUCAAGACGCCCAGCUCGAACUAUCAAUUAGACUGGCAUACAUCCUACCCUAGCUCCCUUCCGCCGUAAAAUACUAAAACUUAUAGGAAUUGGGAUAAUCUGAAAUUGGUUCAGAAAAAUGAAGAAGAUGAAGAAAGAAAAAUCAAAACGCAGCAAGACUAAAGUUACUGAAGAAACCUAAAUUGAUUGAAAUGUUUGAAAUGCUAAUCAACCAAUAAAAAAGUAUUCCUGUCAGAAGUGGGAUUCGAACCCACGCCUGGAGAACCAGACUGCGACCUGAACGCAGCGCCUUAGACCGCUCGGCCAUCCUGACGUUGUUGAAACAAUCUGAAUGGGACGUUACGAUUUCCGAAGGAUCGUCGAUGAAUCGUCAUCAUCAUCGCUCUUCCUAAGAAUGGCAUAAACAGUAGUAGAUCGAACAUGCAACCUUGCGGCACACCUCAGGAUGUAACAAGUAGAAUACUUCAUAACAUUACACCCUGCUUACGGGAAGCACUGUGCUGCAGCCUAUCCAUUUAUUCAAAGUGCUCAGCACCACGGACACAAUUCCAGGGGAGUGUCAAUAACAACGAAAGUG